UAUCAGUCAGUGGCUGUAGGAGUGACCAAGCGAGUGCAGGAGGGAAUCACAUGCAGUUGGACUGUAGGUGAGAGAACAUCAGAAGAGAGGAACCUUUUCACCUUGGCAUCACCAUCACCAUCACCAUCAGAUCAGGAGGCUUUUUUCUGUGCUAUGCAGAGAUAAUUACGAGAUAAUGAAUGGGGAAAUAGGAACUUCAGUCAGUGGAGCUUUUAAUGCUGCAAUUAAGGAACCUGCAGUCAGCUUAAAUCAAGAUGAGAAGAUUCUUGCUGCCAAAAUUCACUUGGAUCACCUAAAUAGUGAUGAAGCUCUGAAAUUACUCAAAUUCCUUCAUUCUUAUGAUGAAAACCUGGAAAUUAAAACCAAUGGCAGAGCAAACACUGGAGUGAAAUAUGCCGACUUACUUUUAAAGGGUGAAGUUCCAAAAUUGAAAGCCCCAUCAGCUGAUAUCUUUGGGUUGAAUGGGGAUUUAAGUCUCCCUGGGGCUAAAGGUAACCUUACAGCUCCGUCUGUGAAUGGAGAACUUCCACAGAUGAAUCUAAAGGGUUCCACACCGAAGCUGACAGUCGAGGACGGGGGCAAGUUCACAAUGCCGACCUUCGGCAUGACGGGACCCAAAAUCAAAGGUGCAAAUCUAGAUGGUAGCAUCUCUUCUCCAACAGUGAAUUCUCCACAAAUAGGGACACCGGAACUGUCCUAUAAGGCUCCUAAGUUUCAUAUGCCAAACUUUAAGGGCAGUUCCAAUGACUUAGAUCUCAACGCACCUGAUGUAGAUGUUAAUUUGCCAAACGCUGAACUGAAAGGCCCAAAACUUAAAGCAGAUCUUCCAGAUGAACAAAUUGAUGCACCUUUAAGUAAAAUUAAAUGGCCCAAAGCAAACUGGGGUCUCUCAAAGCCUAAAGUAAAGACACCUGAAGCUGAUCUGUCUGUUCCAAAUCUCAAAGCUGACUUAAAGAGCCAGGAUGUGGAUGUGAAUUUACCUGACGCUGAACUCAUAAGCCCUGAAGUUGGCAUUGAUACACCAAAUGUUGAAAGCCCAUCUGCUAAAAUUAAAUGGCCAAAGUUCAAGAGACCAAAAGGGAAAGUGAAAGGGCAGUUGGGAGACAUUGAUACCAAUGUAAAUCCUCCAGAACUCGAUCUAUCAGCUCCUAAAGUGAAUGCAGGUAUCAAUGCACCGAACAUCAAUGGUGAUGUCCCAGAUGUGGAUGUUAAUGCUCCAAAAAUAAAUAUUGAUGCCCCCUCUGGAAAAUCCAAGUUUCCCACUUUGAAACUACCAAAGUUUGGUCUGAAUAAAUCUAAAUUAGAAGGGCCCAAUCUUGAUGCAGAAAUAAACACCCCAGAUAUGGAUGUAGACAUGAACUUGCCCAGAGCUAAACUCAAAGGGCCAACCAUAGAUGCCAAAGCACCAGAUCUCAAAGUCUCUGCACCAAAAGUAGAAGGUGAUAUUGGUACACCAGACCUAGACAUAAAAACUCCAGAUGUAGACCUAAAAGCUCCAAAAAUCGAUGUCUCAUCUUCCAAAUUAAAGAAGCCACAUAUUAAAUUCCCUAAAUUUAGUCACACUGGCCCACGAGUAAAAGCACCAAAUGUUGAUGCAAAUUUGCAAACACCAGAUGUGGAUAUGAACCUACCAUCAGCUGAGAUCAAAGGGCCUAAUGUGGACCUAAAAGCACCUGUGAUUGAUGGUUCUUUAGCUGUACCCAAUAUAGAUUUACCCAAAGCUGAGUUGAAGAAUCCAAACCUUAACCUUCAAGCAAAAUCACCAGAUCUCAACCUCUCUGCUCCUGAUUUGAACUUACCAAAAGGAGAAAUCAAGGGCCCUAAUGUGGACCUAAAUGCCCCUAAUAUUGAUGCACCUUCUGGAAAGCUCAAGAUGCCACACCUCAAGAUGCCUAAAUUUAAAGUCUCUGGACCAAAGGUUAACGGACCAGAUCUUGAUGCAGACCUGAAUGCACCAAACAUAAACAUUGAUCUACCUAAAGCUGAUCUCAGUAAACCUGAUGUUAACUUGAGUGCACCAAAUGUUAAUCUUUCGAGCCCAGAUGUAGACCUGAACUUGCCAAAGGGAAGCCUACAAGCCCCUGAUGUAGAACUGAAUGUUCCAGAUGCCAGCAUCAAUGCACCUUCUGGAAAGUUUAAAAUGCCACACCUCAAGAUGCCCAAGUUUAAUGCCUCUGGACCAAAGUUCAAAGGACCAGAUAUUGAUGCAGACUUAGAGACACCAAAAAUAGAUUUGGACCUACCUAAAGCUGAUUUGAAAGGACCAGGACUUAACUUAAAGGCACCAAAUGUUGAUCUUUCAGGCCCAGAUGUUGACCUGAACUUGCCAAAGGGAAAUCUUCAAGGCCCCAAUGUAGAUCUGAAUGUUCCAGAUGCCAGCAUUGAUGCACCUUCUGGAAAGUUAAAAAUGCCACACCUCAAGAUGCCUAAAUUUAAUGUCUCUGGACCAAAGGUUAAAGGACCAGAUCUUGAUGCAGAUCUGAAUGCACCAAACAUAGACAUUGAUCUACCUAAAGCUGAUCUCAGAGGACCUGAUCUUAACUUGAGUGCACCAAAUGUUGAUCUUUCAGGCCCAGAUGUAGACCUGAAGUUGCCAAAGGGAAGCCUACAAGCCCCUGAUGUAGAUCUGAAUGUUCCAGAUGCCAGCAUUGAUGCACCUUCUGGAAAGUUUAAAAUGCCACACCUCAAGAUGCCCAAGUUUAAUGCCUCUGGACCAAAGUUCAAAGGAGCAGAUAUUGAUGCAGACUUAGAGACACCAAAAAUAGAUUUGGAUCUACCUAAAGCUGAUUUGAAAGGACCAGGACUUAACUUAAAGGCAACAAAUGUUGAUCUUUCAAGCCCAGAUGUUGACCUGCACUUGCCAAAGGGAAAUCUUCAAGGCCCCAAUGUAGAUCUGAAGGUUCCAGAUGCCAGCAUUGAUGCACCUUCUGGAAAGUUCAAAAUGCCACACCUCAAGAUGCCUAAAUUUAAUGUCUCUGGACCAAAGGUUAAAGGACCAGAUCUUGAUGCAGAUCUGAAUGCACCAAACACAGACAUUGAUCUACCUAAAGCUGAUCUCAGAGGACCUGAUCUUAACCUGAGUCCACCAAAUGUUGAUCUUUCAGGCCCAGAUGUAGACCUGAACUUGCCAAAGGGAAGCCUACAAGCCCCUGAUGUAGAUCUGAAUGUUCCGGAUGCCAGCAUUGAUGCACCUUCUGGAAAGUUUAAAAUGCCACACCUCAAGAUGCCCAAGUUUAAUGUCUCUGGACCAAAGUUCAAAGGAGCAGAUCUUGAUGCAGACCUGAAUGCACCAAAUGUAGAUGUGGAUCUACCUAAAGCUGAUCUCAGAGGACCUGAUCUUAAUAUGAGUGCACCAAAUGUUGAUCUCUCAAGCCCAGAUGUAGACCUGAGGGUUCCAGAAGUGAAUGUUGAGACUCCAGAAGUAGAGACCCCAUCUGGAAAGUUUAAAUUUUUUACUUUCAAAAAAUCCAAAAAGACCCCAGAAGUUGAUGCCAAUGCAUCGGUUAAAAGUCCAGACCUCAGCCUGUCAGCCCCCAAAAUUGAUGCAGAUAUCAAAGUUCCAGAUGCCAGUGUGAACUUACCUACAGCUGAUCUUAAAGGACCCAGUAUUGAUAUAGAUGCCCCCAAGGGAAAGAUUAAAUUUCCAACAUUAAAAAAAUUAAAUUUUUCCAGUCCAAAAGUUAAAACCCCUGAAAUUGGUGAACCUGACGUGAGCUUGUCUGCCCCCAAGGUCGAGAGCAUGAACGUGGAUUUGAGUUCACCCAAAGCAACAGUUAAUGUUCAGUCUCCAGAUUCCAAUGUUGAUGUAGAUGUGCCUAAGAGUAAAUUUAAGUGGCCAUUCAGACGUACAAAUCAUGGGUCCAUAGGAGCGACCGUAGAUACCGUUGAUGCAAACAUGGAUGGAGGUGAGGUCGAUGCUAACGCAGGUGUCGUUCUUCCAAAAGACAUGCCCAUGUUCAAGACACACCGACUUCCCAACAGCAGAUUUGACAAUUUCAGGCAAGAAACUACUGCAGCUGUUGGUAUGAACACCAACCUCGAUAAAACAGAAUCACCAUCCGAGAACUUCACAGUUCCCACUCUGCCCAGAGUCAAAGCUGGAUGGAGAGCAUCCUCAGGAAACCUCAGACAAACACCACCUGUAGACAUCAAAGAAAGGCUACGACUUUUUGCAACACGGUCCAUGUACGAUCUCACAGAGCCUUCUGAUGAUUCACCCGACAGUUCUUUUAAACACAAACGACCAACAUCUAGUUUCACAGCUCCUGACACAAAUAACAAGACUCUACUGGGGAACCCACCUAGUGAAGAAGAGAAACUUUCUCUGAGUCUCGACAACAUGCUCUGCUUGAACACCAGUUCAUAGAAGUAGCUUCCAAACUUAAAUCUUUAACUAGCUAACAUUAUAACAUUUGUAUUUUAUUAUAUUUUCUUUGUUUACAUUAAUAUUAUGGCUUUUAUAUCUAUUUUAUUUUCUAAUCCCAGAUUUUAUUCACUAAAUAUAAAGACAUUAUUUCAAAUUUAUAAACAAAAAAAAAGAAUUUGUUCUUUUAUUUACACGGGUUUAAUAUUCUUAUUUUAAGUAUUUUGCAUGAAGUCUCAGGAUGUCAAUCAUGAAAUAUUUCCAAGAAUGAUGAAGGAUUUGAGUUUCAUUUACAUUCUAAACCAUUUUCUGUGCAAUUAAAGCGAAUAUAAAUGAAGAUGAUAUUUAGCUUUUUUCUUCAUAUUUUAUCUAUCAGUAUUGUUGCUAAUGGGAAAAUACAUGUUUAUUUACUGUUUAUUUACAAACUUUUCUGUUUGUACUUUGUGUUUCUCUAACUGUAAAAUAUUUACAUUAAAUUUGCAUUCCACUGUGUAUUUUUUCAAGAAAUUAAAAUUCAGACU
Molecule: messenger RNA, 4884 nt
Organism: Silurus meridionalis
Lineage: Eukaryota; Metazoa; Chordata; Actinopteri; Siluriformes; Siluridae
Product: neuroblast differentiation-associated protein AHNAK
Exons: 5
Coding region: 176-4366 (1396 amino acids)
Biological process (GO): regulation of RNA splicing; peripheral nervous system myelin maintenance
Cellular component (GO): nucleus; cytoplasm
Source: RefSeq, a predicted model, not a curated record